Penicillium angulare is the source of this 1293-nucleotide messenger RNA. RefSeq names its product tryptophan dimethylallyltransferase fgaPT2 (gene dmaW). Gene Ontology annotation, biological process: alkaloid metabolic process. Gene Ontology annotation, molecular function: transferase activity, transferring alkyl or aryl (other than methyl) groups. The transcript is spliced from 3 exons. Bases 1 to 1293 code for a protein of 430 amino acids. Lineage: Eukaryota; Fungi; Ascomycota; Eurotiomycetes; Eurotiales; Aspergillaceae. The record is from RefSeq and is a predicted model, not a curated record.
AUGGCAAACGCAUCCCAUGUCGAGGUCUACCAGAGCCUUAGCUCCACAUGGAGCUUCUCUGACGAAAAUCAAAAGCUCUGGUGGCACAGUACCGCACCCAUGUUUGCACACAUGCUCCAAUCAGCAAAUUACGAUUUAAGCAGCCAGCAACAUCAUCUGGAGACUUAUAAGAACGCAAUCAUACCCAUGCUUGGUGCAUACCCAAUUAAUGAUCGCCCUCGCUGGAUGAGCAUACUCACGCGAUAUGGAAACCCAUUCGAGCUCUGUCUCAACUGCUCAAACGACGUUGUCAGCUACACAUAUGAGCCGAUCUCCAUAACCACGGGAACAUCGGCAGAUCCGUUUAACACAAAUGCAAUUUGGGAAGCUCUGCACUACUUGAGCGAUGUUCAAAAGGAUAUCAACCUUGAAUGGUUCCGCCAUUUCAAAGAAGCACUCACACUUAACUCCGAGGAAUCGGCCUCUCUGUUAGAGAGCAACAUUGUUGGAGACCAAAUAAAGACACAGAACAAACUAGCCAUGGAGCUUAAGGACGAUCAUUUCGUCGUCAAGACCUUCAUGUACCCUGCGUUAAAAUCGCUUGCUACGAAUAAAUCAAUCCACGACCUUAUAUUUGAAGCAAGCCAUGACUUGGCCCGCUCAUAUCCUAGCAUUUCGACACCCCUGAAGGUCUUAGAAGAAUAUUUGAAAUCUCGAGCUCCCAACAGUACGGUCAUGCCUCGCCUACUAUCUUGUGACUUAGUCGAGCCAUCACAGUCCCGGAUCAAAAUUUACCUCAUGGAGCACAUGGUCACCCUCACAACUUUGGAAGAUUUGUGGACCCUUGGAGGCCGAAGAAACGACCAAUCUACUCUAGAAGGACUGGAGGCUUUGAGGAAAUUAUGGGAUCAUAUCAAUUUACCAUCCAAGUUUUGCUCUUACCCGGCUGGAUAUCUGUCUAUGGAUGAUCCUGUUAAUGAACAGCUGCCCUUGAUGGCUGACUUUACACUUCAUCCAAAUGAGGCUGUUCCCGAGCCUAGGAUCUAUUUCCAGACGUUUGGCAGACGAGACGCGAAGCUGACCAAAGGUUUGAUCUCAUUCUUUGAGCGGCAAGGAUGGAAUAAGAUUGCGCAGUCUUAUGAAAAUGACCUGCGCUCCUGGUAUCCAUGGGCAAACCACAGACAUUUGAAUAAAAUCCAUACGCUAGUCUCUUUCUCUUACAAAGACAAUACGCCCGAAGUAAGCGUAUAUCUGCAAUCAUUUGAGACUGGUGAAUGGGAGAUUUCCAAGUUUGUCGGAGCCUCUAAUCUCUAG